AACAGAUGAGAAUGUAUGGAUACAUUGAGAGCAUCGUCUAGAGAGAAGAGGGUGAUGAAGGAGGCGACAUGCGUCGGGAUUGCCGUGUCUUCCGUCUUCUACGCGCUCUGCGGGGCCCUCGGCUACGCGGCGUUCGGGAUCGACGCUCCGGGCAAUCUCCUGACGGACGACCACGCCUUCUACGAGCCAGCUGCUGGCGUUCGCCAACGCCUGCAUCGCCGUGCACCUCGUGGGGGCCUACCAGGUGUUCUCCCAGCCGGUGUUCGCGUUCGUGGAGGGGUGGUGCAGGAGGAGGUGGGGAGAGGGCGGCUGGGUGAUGAGGGGGGCGGAGUACGAGCUCUGCGGCGGCACGGUGGAGGUGAGCCCGUUUAGGUUUCUGUGGCGGAGCAGCUACGUGGCGGGGACGGUGGCGGCGGCGCUGGUGUUCCCUUUCUUCAAUGCGUUCGUGGGACUUUUGGGAGCCAUUUCCUUCUGGCCGCUCACCAUAUAUUUCCCCAUCGAGAUGUACAUUGUGAAAGGGAGAGUUCGGAAAUGGUCUUUAACGUGGGGUUGUUUGCAGGG
Molecule: messenger RNA, 561 nt
Organism: Cuscuta campestris
Lineage: Eukaryota; Viridiplantae; Streptophyta; Magnoliopsida; Solanales; Convolvulaceae
Source: the annotation of a GenBank genome assembly